Molecule: messenger RNA, 1278 nt
Organism: Striga hermonthica
Lineage: Eukaryota; Viridiplantae; Streptophyta; Magnoliopsida; Lamiales; Orobanchaceae
Source: the annotation of a GenBank genome assembly
AUGAGGCUCGUUCCAAAAUGUCUUGGACCAGAAAUACCUGCUACGCAACCGGAGCCCCUGCCGGCCUGCACCGACGCCGACCCCACCACCGCCUCUUGUUCACAGUGGAAACCGAUGCAUGCGACGACAGUUGAGGGCACAUCACGUCGAGCUCAUUGUGGGUACAUGGCGGGAGGCGGUGGUGGGGCCGGCGACGGUGCAGGCCGACGGGGGCUCUGGUGGCGUAGCAUCUCAAUCCCUCCAAUCUGCUGUACCGCCUUUUCUCACCAUCUUCCUUUCUUCGCUCCAGUUCGUUUCAGAUUCAAAAAACUCUGUGGGCUGCCGUACAGAAGCUAUUGCAGGGACAGAAUUCAUCAGGGUGAAAUUAUGGAGCAUGUUGUGGCAGAUGGUGCUGAGGUAAUGAUCGGUGAUGAUCAAUUGCUCCAGGACAAAAUAAACUCCGUUCGACUCAGUGGCCCUUCAAAACUUCAGAUUAUUGCAGAUUUUGAUGCUACACUAACAAAGUAUUGGAUUAAUGGUCAACGAGGGCAUAGCAGUCACGGCCUUCUACAACAGGGGAAACCUGAGUAUGAUCUCAAGAGGCAGAAUUUAUAUGAGCAUUAUCAUCCAUUAGAGAUUGACCCAACCAUCCCACUUGAUGAGAAAGCAAAACUCAUGGAAGAGUGGUGGGAGAAAACUCAUGCUCUUCUUAUUGAGGGAGGACUCACCUAUGCUGCCAUAAAGAGCUCAGUAGCUAAAUCAAGGAUCACAUUCAGAGAGGGUGUCACUGAACUUUUUGAACUGUUGGAGAGGAAUAAUGUUCCUGUCCUCAUAUUUUCUGCUGGCCUUGCGGAUAUUAUUGAAGAGGUGUUGAGACAGAAACUUCAUAGAUCCUUUAAGAAUGUCAGAAUUGUAUCCAACAGGAUGGUCUUCGAUCAAGAUGGUAACCUUAUAUCUUUUAAAGGCAAAACCAUUCAUGUAUUGAAUAAGAAUGAGCAUGCGAUUGACAUGGCUGGACCUGUUCAUGAUCAGCUAGGUGAUGUUAAUGGGCUAACAGCUGAUUUCUCCUCUGUGAAAUCGAGAACGAAUGUUCUGCUGCUUGGUGAUCACAUUGGAGAUCUGGGAAUGUCUGAUGGUUUAAACUACAAUACAAGGAUAUCAGUAGGAUUCCUGAAUGACAACAUCGAGAGUUCCAGUGAUAGCUAUCGCAAUGCCUUUGACGUUGUAUAUCUGAAUGAUGCUCCCAUGUGGGGAGUAGUUAAGCUUGCAUCUCAGCUUUGUUCAACUGUGGGUGAUUAA